Molecule: messenger RNA, 5788 nt
Organism: Fragaria vesca subsp. vesca
Lineage: Eukaryota; Viridiplantae; Streptophyta; Magnoliopsida; Rosales; Rosaceae
Product: proteasome-associated protein ECM29 homolog
Exons: 35
Biological process (GO): proteasome assembly
Cellular component (GO): nucleus; cytoplasm
Molecular function (GO): molecular adaptor activity
Source: RefSeq, a predicted model, not a curated record
GUUGCACAAGCUACUAUUAGUCUAUAAGACAUGAAACACCGAUAGCCGGUGAGUGUCAAAAAAUAGUUUUACCGGAAAACUUGGUGAGAAAGAAAAUGGCGGAAACAUCGUCUUCCAAAUCGGACGAAGAGAGAGAAGAGAUGCUGGACCGGCUGCUCACCCGCCUCGCUCUUUCCGACGACUCCAAACUCCAACCUCUACUCUCCAAGCUCCUCCCUUACACUAUCUCCUCCCUCUCCUCUCACUCCUCCGCCGUCCGCAACAAGGUUAUGGAAAUACUGAGUCAUGUGAACAAGCGAGUGAAGCAUCAACCGGAGAUUGGUUUGCCCUUGUCUGAACUAUGGACUAUAUUCUCCGGAGCUGAUUCUGCUCCGAUGGUCAGGAAUUUUUGCAUUCUCUACAUGGAAAUGGCAAUGGAUCGUGCCGAUACAAAGGAGAAAGAAAAUUUGUCACCCAUGCUUCUGGUGGGAGUCUCAAAGCUUUCUAAUCAGCACCAAGAAAUUAUUCUCAGACUUGUUGUGAAGGUCAUUGGUGAAUGUCACCCAAAUGGAAUAGAUGGAGAAAUUGCUGCAAAGUAUGGACUUAUAACUGAUUCUCAAGACAGGAGCAUUUUUAUCGAAUUUUGCCUUCAUACAAUCUUAUAUCAGCAGUCAUCUCAAAGAGAAUGCCCACCAGGACUUUCAAUUGCGCAAGCCAACCGGGUAACAGCUAAACAAUCAUUGAACAGUGAUAUACUUCUAAAUAGAAAGUUAGGGAUCUUGAAUGUUAUUGAGGCCAUGGAGCUGGCCCCUGAGCUCGUUUAUCCUUUGUACCUGACUGCCUCCAUAGAUUGGUAUAUACUAAUCUUCCCAUUAUCUGUAAUCUUUAUAUCUCAAGAGCCUGUCGUUAAGAGAGGAGAGGAGCUUGUAAAGAAGAGGGCUGCUGGUGCUAAUUUUGAAGAUACAGUCCUCAUAAGCAGACUUUUUUUGUUAUUUAAUGGUACUGCUACAUCUCACAAUGUUGGUUCUGAAUCUAGAGUCACUCCAGCAAGUCCGGCUUUGAAAGGAAAACUGAUGUCUAUUUUCUGCCGGUCUAUCACAGCAGCUAACAGUUUCCCUUCAACUUUACAGUGCAUUUUUGGAUGCAUAUAUGGGAGUGAUACCACAUCAAGGUUGAAGCAGUUGGGAAUGGAAUUCACUGUCUGGGUAUUUAAACAUUCCAAAAUCGAUCAACUUAAACUAAUGGGCCCUGUCAUACUGAGUGGAAUUCUGAAGUCACUUGACACUGCUUCAAGUUCAGAAUCAGAUGCUACUCAUAGAGACUCCAGAACUUUCGCUUAUCAAGCUAUUGGAUUGCUCGCACAGCGUAUGCCUCAGCUUUUCAGAGAUUCGACUGACAUGGCUGUGCGUCUCUUUGAUGCAUUGAAGGUAGAGACCCAAUAUUUUCGCCUUAGUAUUCAAGAAGCAACAAAUUCUCUUGCCACUGCUUAUAAGGGAGCACCCUCAACAGUGCUAAAGGAUCUGGAGACUCUUUUGCUCAAGGGUUCAUUAUACAUUUCCUAAUGGAGUUCUAAUUUAUUUUUUGCUCACUAGGAACAAAGUGAAGUGAGAUUCUGUGCUAUAAGAUGGGCAACUUCUUUAUUUGAGUUGCAACAUUGUCCAAGUCGGUAUAUCUGUAUGCUUGGGGCUGCUGAUAUUAAGCUGGAUAUAAGGGAGAUUGCAUUGGAAGGCCUUUUUCCUGUGGAAGAUGAUGGAUCAAGUAUGAGCAAGAUAAAAGAGCUACAUUACCCCAAACUUGGAGACAUGUUAGAUUAUAUUCUUUCACAGCAGCCAAACUUGUCAGAAUCAGCUGAGACCAGGGAUCAGAAGCUUCAGUUUCCCUCAAGAACGUAUCUAGUUAUUAUUGAAUUUUUGUUGAAGUGCUUCGAGUCAGAAUUGGAGCAUAAUACUUCAAUUAAAGGAUCAUCUCAGUUUCAAUGGUCUGUAGAAGCAAUGUGCUUGCUCCUGGAACAUGCUAUGGCAUAUGAAGGAUCUGUUGAGUUGUACGCCAAGGCUUCCAAUGCAUUGAUUGCAAUUGGAUCUCGUAUACCAGAGCUGGUAGCUUCACGUUAUGCAAAAAAAGUUCCAUGGCUAAAACAAUUAUUGAGUCAUAUUGACUUAGAUACCCGUGAAGCGGCUGCACGUUUGCUUGGGAUUGCUUCCUCCGUUCUUCCUAUAGAUGCUUCAUGUGCUCUGAUAUCUGAAAUAAUUGCCUCAGUAAGGGGAAUAAAUAAGUUAAGAUUUGAGGUUCAGCAUGGAGCAUUAUGUGCAUUAGGUUAUGUUACUGCAAAUUGUAUGUCUAGAAAACCAGCUAUCCCAGAGGAAUUAUUUCAAAUUACAUUAAAGUUACUUGUCGAUGUUGUUAAUUCUGAGACUGCAACACUAGCAUCAGUAGCGGUCCAAGCACUAGGUCAUAUUGGACUGGUUGUUGCAUUGCCUUCUCUUAUUGUUGAGUCUAGUUCAGUUGAUAUUCUGGUGGUUUUACAAGAAAGAUUGACAAAGCUAAUUAAGGGUGAUGACUCCAAAGCAAUUCAGAAGAUUAUUAUAUCCAUUGGCCACAUCUGCAUCAAUGAAACAUCAUCUGCAUGUCUUAAUAUUGCCCUGGAGUUAAUAUUCAGUCUUUCCCGAUCUAAGGUUGAGGAUAUCCUCUUUGCUGCUGGCGAGGCACUAUCGUUUUUGUGGGGUGGUGUUCCGGUGACUGCGGAUUUGAUUCUCAAAACUAAUUAUUCACUCUCCAUGGCUUCUAAGUUCCUCAUGGGAGACCCGAGUUUAUCUCUCUCAACACAUAGCCCUAUAGAAAUGAAUGAAGCUAAUAAAGAUCGUGAUGCCAUGGUUCGAGAAGCAAUUACUAAAAAGCUUUUUGAUGAACUUCUAUACAGUACAAGAAAGGAAGAUCGCUGUGCUGGAACUGUAUGGCUAUUAUCAAUUACCAUGUAUUGUGGCCAUCAACCAGCUAUCCAGAAAAUGCUUCCAGAAAUUCAGGAGGCUUUUUCACAUCUUCUUGGGGAGCAGAAUGAACUCACACAGGAGCUUGCCUCCCAAGGGAUGAGCGUUGUGUAUGAAAUUGGUGAUGCGUCGAUGAAAGGAAACUUGGUAAAUGCGCUUGUAAACACUCUGACAGGUUCAGGGAAGAAAAAAAGAGCUAUAAAGCUUGCUGAAGACUCAGAAGUGUUUCAAGAGGGAGUUAUUGGUGAAGGUCUUAGUGGAGGGAAACUCAGUACAUACAAGGAGCUGUGCAACGUAGCGAAUGAGAUGGGACAACCAGAUCUGAUUUAUAAGUUUAUGGAUCUGGCUAAUUAUCAAACUUCUCUGAAUUCAAAAAGGGGUGCUGCCUUUGGUUUUUCAAAGAUAGCAAAGCAAGCAGGAGAUGCUCUGAAGCCACGCUUGCGGUCCUUAAUUCCAAGGCUUGUUCGUUAUCAGUAUGAUCCUGACAAAAAUGUGCAGGAUGCCAUGUCACACAUAUGGAAGUCACUGGUGGAAGAUUCAAAGAAGACCAUUGAUGAACACUUGGACCUCAUUAUUGAUGACUUGUUAAUACAGUGUGGAUCUAGGCUUUGGCGCACACGAGAGGCAUCCUGUCUUGCCCUUGCAGAUAUCAUCCAGGGCCGCAAGUUUGAUCAGGUUGGGAAGCAUUUAAGGAAGUUAUGGCCAGCAGCAUUCCGUGCCAUGGAUGAUAUUAAAGAGACUGUUCGAAAUUCUGGAGACAAGUUAUGCCGUACUUUAACUUCAUUGACAGUGAGGCUUUCUGAUGUCACCCUAACUGAUGUAUCAGAUGCAAGCCAAUCAAUGGAUCUUGUUCUGCCUUUUUUGCUUACAGAAGGCAUACUAAGUAAAGUUGAUAGUAUUCGGAAGGCAUCUAUAGAGGUUGUUAUGAAGCUUGCAAAGGGGGCUGGCAUUGCAAUCCGUUCACAUUUAUCUGAUCUAGUUUGCUGCAUGCUGGAAAGUUUGUCGAGCCUUGAGGACCAAGGGCUUAAUUACGUCGAGUUGCAUGCAGCAAAUGCUGGGAUACAGACAGAGAAGCUUGAGAGUUUGAGAAUUUCGAUUGCAAAAGGCUCUCCGAUGUGGGAAACUCUUGAUCUCUGCAUAAAAGUUGUGGAUGCAGGAUCAUUAGAUCAAUUGGUUCCCCGUCUUGGUCAACUGGUUCGAUCUGGGGUGGGUCUCAAUACAAGGGUUGGUGUCGCCAGCUUUAUUACCUUACUAGUUCAAGAAGUUGGUGUUGAAAUUAAACCAUAUACGAGCAAGCUACUGAGGCUGUUGUUUCCAGUUGUGAAGGAGGAAAAAAGUGCUGCAUCAAAACGAGCCUUUGCUGAUGCAUGUGCAGUACUUUUAAAACAUACAGUAGCCUCGCAGGCUGAAAAGUUGAUCGACGACACUGCAGCUUUGCAUGCUGGUGACCGAAAUGCUCAAGUUGCCUGUGCAGUUUUAUUGAAAAGCUAUUCAUCCAAGGCGUCAGACAUUUUGGAUGGAUAUCUUGCAGCUAUACUUCCAGUAAUUUUUAUUUCAAGGUUUGACGAUGACAAGUAUGUUUCUGGCCUGUUUGAAGAGUUGUGGGAAGAGCAUACAAGUAGUGAACGUGUAGCCCUCCAGUUAUACUUGGCAGAAAUUGUUUCUCUUAUUUGUGAGAGUAUUGCAACAUCCUCUUGGGCAAGUAAAAAGAAGGUCUCAUUCUUCAACGUGCAGGCAGCCCAGGCAAUUAACAAGCUCAGUGAAGUUUUGGGUGAAUCUUUGGCUUCUUACUAUAAUGUCUUGCUCCAGUCUCUUAUGAAAGAGAUUCCUGGUCGGUUAUGGGAGGGAAAGGAAGCUCUAUUAUAUUCGAUUGCUGCACUUUGUGUGUCAUGCCACAAAGCAAUUUCAACUGAUGAUUCUCACACUCUGAAUGAAGUUUUGAGGGUGGUAUCUUCAGCAUGCACAAAGAAGGCAAAGAAAUAUCGUGAGGCAGCUCUAUCCUGUCUGGAACAGGUUGUAAAGGCCUUUGGUAAUGAGGAGUUCUUUAACGAGGCAUUUCUAAUGUUGUAUGAUAUGUGUAAUGCUUCCGCUCUCGGUGCUUCUGGGAAAGCAACUUUGGCUGGAAGUGGUGCUAAAGCAGAAGAGGAUCACAUUGAGCAGGUUCAUGUUCCACAUGAGAAAAUUUUGGACUGCAUGACCGCUUGCAUUAAUGUGGCUAAGGUAAAAGAUAUUCAUGAACAACAGAAGAAUUUAAUGCAGGUCUUGACUACUGCUCUGUCACCUGGAUUUCCAUGGACAGUCAAAAUAUCUGCCUUUUCAUUGAUAAAGGAACUUGGUUCAAGUGUCCACAAGGUUGUGGCUGACCCUCAACAAAGUAAUGAUCAUGCUAACAUUAUUUUGUUAGUUCAGGAGUUGUUUCACUCAGUGGCACCUCUAGUUGUCGAAUGCAUAAGCACAGUUAAAGUUGGGCAGGUUCAUGUUGCUGCUUCAGAGUGCCUUUUAGGGAUCAUGAAGCUUUACAGAGACCUUCGGUCAAUCAACUGUACUAAUGUACAAUUUCAGGGUACACUCUUGCAUCUGUAUGAAGUGGAGAAAAAUGGCGAAGCAAAGUCCUUGUUGAAAAAAUGUGUUGAUACUCUUGAAAACAUAACUAGAAUGUCCGAGAGAUAACUAAAUUGUAGAAAAUGUAAUAGAACCAAAUCUCAUAUAUGAUUCGGUUACAUUGCAACUAUAGAGAUGCGUUAACUACGAAGGGUCCAAGGUACAUUCUUGUAGUUGUGGAUCUAUUUCAUAUAAUAUAACACCCCAAAAAUAUGUAUUCAUUC